Mirounga angustirostris (Northern elephant seal) is the source of this 3862-nucleotide messenger RNA. It is a transcript of the gene HERC6, whose product is annotated as HECT and RLD domain containing E3 ubiquitin protein ligase family member 6. The record is from RefSeq and is a predicted model, not a curated record. The transcript is spliced from 23 exons. Gene Ontology annotation, cellular component: cytoplasm. Lineage: Eukaryota; Metazoa; Chordata; Mammalia; Carnivora; Phocidae. The coding region runs from base 387 to 3443 and encodes 1018 amino acids. Gene Ontology annotation, molecular function: ubiquitin-protein transferase activity.
CCUAAGGUUAGAUUUGCUGCCUUACCGUCCACAUCGCAUUGAUGUGGUAGCUUCGUUACACUUGCCCAAAGUCACACGGCUCAUGAACUUGCUUAGCUAGUAUCUAAGUAAAUGCAGGAGCUCUUCCUCUGGAGUCCCUCUCUGCUCCUCAGCACUGGGUGCUCACGUUUGAGCCCCAAAAGCCAUUGGCCGGGACGUCAGGAUGACUAAGGGUGCCAGGGCGUAGGUGAGGUGAGGGGAGUUGGCCUCCAGGGUGAGAUCAGAGCCGGGCAGGUCCACCCGGCUUCCGGAUUUCUGCUGAUCAGCACACAGCGGUCACUAGCCUCUGAGAGCCCGUACGCGCGGCGCCGACAGACCAGGCGCAGGCGGCGGGGCGCGGGAGCGGGAUGUACCUCUCCUGGGUCGCCGACCCCCGAAGACCUCUGCGCCGGAGGCGGACCGGCAGGGAUGGCGCCGAGCUGCAACAGGCGGCCUCCGGGGAGCGCCACUCGCUGCUGCUGCUGAGCAACGGCGAGGUGCACUCGUGCGGGGACAACAGCCAUGGCCAGCUGGGGCGGAGGGGCGUGCAGAGCGAGGAGCAGCCAAAACCAAUUCACGCACUGAAAACUCUACGUGUUGAUCUUGUGAGCUGUGGAAAGGAACACUCUCUUGCUGUCUGUUACAAAGGAAGGGUCUUUGCAUGGGGGGCUGGUUCUGAAGGGCAGCUGGGAGUUGGAGAAUUUAAGGAAAUAAAUCUUAUACCUACGAAGAUAAAAACUCUGACUGGUAUAAAAAUUAUACAAGUUUCCUGUGGACACUACCAUUCCCUGGCAUUAUCAGAAGAUGGCCAACUGUUUUCAUGGGGAAGUAACAGCCAUGGGCAGCUGGGCCUGGGGAAGGAGCGCCCCUCCCAAGCCAGCCCGCAGAGGGUGAGGUCCCUGGACGGCAUCCCCCUCACUCAGGUGGCCGCAGGCGGGGUCCACAGCUUUGCCCUGUCUCUCUCUGGGGCUUCAUUUGGCUGGGGAAGCAACAAUGCAGGGCAGCUGGCCCUCUGCAAGAAUAAUGUCCCAGUACUGCAAAGCUUCAAGCCUCAUUCAAUUGGUGCGCUGAAGAAUCUAGGUGUGAUUUAUAUCAGCUGUGGUUAUGAGCAUACUGCAGUGCUUACCCAGACUGGGAAAGUGUUCACAUUUGGAAGCAAUAGCUAUGGACAGCGAGGACACAGCCCCACUGCUGAGAAGGAAGGUCCACAACUCAUGGAAGGAAUUGAUGGCCUAGUUUCACAGAUAGAUUGUGGAAGUUACCACACCCUUGCAUAUGUCUACACCACUGGAAAGGUAGUGUCUUUUGGUCGCGGACCAAGUUGCAAAAGCAGACCAACUCAUCCGGAGGCUCUGACAGAGAACGCUGACUUUACCUGCCUGAUUUCUGCUGAUGACCUUGCGGAUUUUCAAGUCAAACAUAUUUUUGCUGGAACACAUGCCAGUUUUGUGACAACUUAUCAGGAUACCAGUUCCACAGAUGUUUCCAGGAAAAUCCUGCCAGAAAUAAGCCAAAUUAACCAGCCCCUGAUGGAAAAAUGGAUAGCAGCGGCAACAGGAAGCACUAGCCUUGAAGUGGCUAAGAGUGAAAUUAUGACGAUAUUUUCAUCUCCUGCUUGUCUGACUGCAAGUUUUUUAAAGAAAAGAGAACUUGUAGAAACGAUUUCCAUUGAUGUGGACUUACAAAAGGCAAGAGAUACCUUCGAGAAGUUAACAAAAACAGAAUGGAUUUCUUUCAUGAUAACUACAUGUCUCAGGGAUAGUCUGCUCAGAGCUCUUCCAUGUCGUUCUUCACGCCGAGAAGCAUUAUCAGUUUUCCUUCUGCUCCCAGAAUGUCCUGUGAUGCAUGAUUCUAGGAACUGGAAGAGUCUGGUGGUUCCAUUUGCAGAAGCUGUUUGUAAGAUGAGUGACAAAUCUUCACAAAUCCUGAAGCAGUGUUGGGCAUCUUUGCAAGAAUCUUCUCUCAACAAACUGGUCCAGAUGCUUAAAACUGCCAUUAUUUCUCAGUUGUGCCAGUGGACUGAACACAGUCAGAGUUACUGCAAUCUUAAAGCUCUUCUAGGAGUGAUGAAAGAAGUACAUAAGGUAAACACAGCUAACUGCCAACUACCAGAAAAUACUUUCAAUAUAAAUGGACUCUCCGAUUUGUUGAGGUUUUAUACGUGUCCAAGAAGAUUGUUCUUUGGGGAUAACAACCUGAUACCUGCAGAAAACCCCAGCCCCAUUGUUUUAAGUGAUUUUCCAUUUAUUUUUCCUUUGCAAUCCAAAAUUCUAUUAUUACGAGCUGCGUCCCAUUUGAAAAUGCUGGACUUAAAACAGAAAGAAUACCUGGAUCGGGGGCAAGUGAUUCUGCCAUACGAUGAAUUCCUUACACUUAGAGUCAGACGAAGUCACCUGGUUGAAGAUGCUCUGCGUCAGUUAAGCCAAGUUGAAGACACUGACCUCUGUAAAGUAUUUGUGACUGAAUUUAUUAAAGAAAUUUGUUCUCGGGGGCACGGGGUAAUAUCUGAGUUCUUCUACUGUAUAUUUGAAGAGAUGACCAAGACAGAAUAUGGAAUGUUCAUGUAUCCUGAAGAGGGUUCCUACAUGUGGUUUCCUGUCAGUCCUAAAUUUGAGAAGAAGAGAUAUUUCCUUUUUGGAAUACUGUGUGGACUCUCCCUAAACAACUCAAAUGUCGCCAACCUUCCUUUUCCACUGGCUCUGUUUAAGAAACUUCUGGAUCAAAAGCCAUCAUUGCAAGAUUUAAAAGAACUCAGUCCUCUUCUAGGGAAGAGUUUGCAAGAAGUUCUAAAUAAUGAAGCUGAUGACCUUGGAGAAGAACUUUACAUAUAUUUUUCUGUGAGUACCAAUAUACACUGGGACAAUAAAGAUGUUGCUUUAAUUCCAAAUGGGAUCUCUGUACCUGUGGACCAAACCAACAAGAAAAAAUAUGUUUCUGCAUGCAUUGAUUACAUUUUCAACACCUCUGUAAAGGCAGUUUAUGAGGAAUUUCAGAGAGGAUUUUAUAAAGUCUGUGACAAGGAAAUACUUUUUAAACUUUUCCAUCCUGAAGAACUAAUGACAGCAGUGGUUGGAAAUACUGAUUAUGACUGGAAACUGUUUGAAGAGAAUUCACGAUAUGUUCAAGGAUACCAUAAAUCACAUCCUACUAUACUGAUGUUUUGGAAAGCUUUCCACAAAUUAACCUUGGAAGAAAAGAGAAAAUUCCUCUUUUUUCUUAGCGGAAAUGACAGGCUGCGUGUAAGUGGCAAACAGGAAAUAGGAAUCCUAUUUCGCUGUCCUGAAACUUUCAGUGAAACAGACUACCCAAGAGCGCUGACCUGUCAUAAUAUUCUGGACCUUCCUAAAUAUUCUACAAUGGAAAAAGUGGAGGAAGCCCUUCAAGUAGCCAUCAACAGCAACAGAGGAUUUGUCUCUACGUCAUAGAGCAACAGUGAUCCGGAGAGUUUCAGUGAGGCCUCAGAGCCUCAGGCCCUCUCUUCGACUCUUCUGUUCUUCCUCAGGUCUAAGUAGCACAAAGGGUUGAUAGGUUUUAGGUAGAAUUAGUUGACAAAUGUCGGGAUAAACAAUAAAAUGAUGAAUCAAGAAUGAUUAAAAAAAAGUAAUUUUUAAAAAUGAAUCAACAUUUCUUGAUCCCUAAAUUUGUUAUCAGAAUGUUUGCUUUUUACUGAAUUAUUCCUGAACAAUAAUUAUCAUUUAAAAAUAAGUUGAAUAUUAAAAGCUAACAUAUUUUUUAAAAUAUUGUAUAUCUAAUAAACACAUUGUCUGCAAAUAUGAAAGAUAUGCUGAAGCUUGAAAAAAAUAAAAAUAAUUCAACAUGUUUUUGAGGCAUGUAAAUGUGUAUU